AUGUCCUCCACCAAUCCUACCUUUCCACGACCAGGAGUUAAACAUGGCAAACGAAUUCUCACAUCAGUGAUCGAGCAAAGAGCUAACAGUAAAGAUGAUGUUUGGGUAUCUGUCCCAAUGGAUGAGACCAACCUAUCUCUUGGUUUCAAGGAUAUCACUGUUUGGCAUUUUAACAAUGCCGCCAAUCAUGCUGCGCACUGGCUGAAUCAGAAUCUUUCAGCUUCAAGUUCCAAAUCAUGUGCUUUGCCUAUGCCGGUCCUAAGGAUCUUCGUUAUCCCAUCCUGGCUGUUGCGGCAGCCAAGAUGGUACUUCCUUCGCCAUUGGUCACUCCAGCGGCCUAGUCAAAGAUUCUUGAGAAGAAAGGUUGCACUGUUUAUCUCAGACCUGAGGAAAUGGCUGAGUCGGUGGCUGGAAUAUUACAAGAUAAGUGCCUCGCAUAUCCAAACUAUCACCGUGCCGCCCCUGGAACAAUUCUUGAAUGAGACGGAGGCCACUUCGGUCAACUACUCUAAAACAUGGGAAGAGGAACAAGAUGAUCCCUGGUUGGUGUUUCAUACGUCCGGAACUACAGGAAACCCAAAACCUAUCACUUAUUCACACUAUAUGAUGGCGAUGGGGGAUAGAGCUGCUUCACUACCUGAUAUUGAACAGUCACAUAUUCAUCAGCUUGCUGAGAAACGGUGGUAUACACCCCUACCAUCACUUCACCUUGUGGGAAUGCCCCUGAUGCUCUCAGCAACAACUCUAGCCCAUAUGAGAGCAGUUAUUGGACCCACCGGGCCCCCAACCCCAGAGACCGUUGCCCAGGUCAUCAAAUACGGGCAUGUUGAGGGAGCCCUCCUACCUCCAGUACUAAUCGACGCCCUUUGCCUAACAUCCGAUGGACUUGAAGCUCUCAAAGGUCUCACAUACAUCCACUACGCCGGUGCUCCACUCUCUGCAAAAUCCGGAGAGCUUCUUGCACCUCAUGUACAGUUAGUUCCUUCUGUUGGUAGUACGGAGUGUGGUGGUUACUUCACAGUUAUACAUGGCAAACCCGAUACAUGGGACUAUCUUUCUUUCCAGAAACAUACUGGUGCGAAAUUUGAGCUCCGAGCCAAUAAAUUGUAUGAGCUUGUGUUUGUGCGAGAUCCAAGCUGUAAAAUGCAGCAGAUAUUCAAAGUUUACCCGAUUCUAAAUCGAUUUGAAACCAAUGAUUUAUGGCUCGAACAUCCUACUGAGAAAAGGUUGUGGAAGAUUAUUGGUGGAGCUGAUGAUUAUGUUUGUUUCUCUCAUGGAGAAGGGAUACAUGCUUCCUUUUUAGAGCCUGAAAUUACGGCUCAUCCAAAUGUUAAGAAUGCUUCUUGGAAGACUCAGAAUGGAUCUCGCGAGACUCUGCUGGAAGGUCUACAGCCCUAUAUUGAGAAGUUCAACGCCCGAUGCCAUCAGUCGGUCCAGGUUUCAUUAGAUAAGGUCAUCAUUUUUUCGAAGCAGAAGCCAUUCCUUAUGACUAGUAAGGCGAGUGUUGCAAGGUUGCAGACUUUAAGAUUGUAUGAGGAUGAAAUUGCUGCUUUGUUUCCUUAA
Penicillium malachiteum is the source of this 1563-nucleotide messenger RNA. RefSeq names its product putative AMP-binding enzyme. The record is from RefSeq and is a predicted model, not a curated record. The transcript has 5 exons. The coding region runs from base 1 to 1563 and encodes 520 amino acids. Lineage: Eukaryota; Fungi; Ascomycota; Eurotiomycetes; Eurotiales; Aspergillaceae.